GAGAUUCAGUCGUAUUGCCAGGCUUCCAUCUGUCGCGCUGCUGACGCCCGGUCGGCCAAGCGUAUUGCAUCCGCGUGCCGACGAGGAAGAGCCGAUUUCCUCCCUGGGCGAAUUUUUCUAUCGCGGCGUGGCACGGUGAAAAAAGGAAAUCGAGAUGCACGGUGAAAUGGGUAUGUCCGUAUGAGAGGGGCUCUCGCUACAUCUCGCUGGGGUAGGCCCGUGUUGCAGGGUCAAUAUACAGAAGCGGACCACGAAGAGGAUGGGGGUGUACGUAACAGGCAUAAUCGGCGUGAUUGUGUUUUAUAUCGCGGUGCUAGGUGUCGGCAUAUGGGCCGCCGCGUUCAAGAGAAAAAAAGCCGCGCAAGGUCAGGAUGAUAUGAUGUUGGCGAAUCGUCGUCUUGGCCCUCUGCUCGGUGUUUUCACUCUCAUUGCGACAUGGGUUGGAGGAGCUUUUGUCAACGGGACUGCCGAGGCCAUGUUUACGAAAGGUCUGGCCUGGUGUCAAGUUCCUAUUGGAUACAGUCUCAGUUUGAUUUUUGGUGCUAUACUCUUUGUGCGUCCGAUGAGGAAGGCCGAGUACGUGACGAUGCUAGAUCCCUUUCAAGAACGAUAUGGUGCAGGUGUCGGUGGCUUGCUCUUCCUUCCGGCGCUCUGCGGCGAUUUAUUCUGGUGCGGCGCCGUCCUGAGAGCACUGGGGAGCUCGUUGGCCGUCGUCGCCGGCAUCGACCCAAAUAUCAGCGUUUGUGCAUCAGCACUCUUAGCGGCCGUAUAUACAGUUUUCGGCGGGUUGUAUUCCGUGGCAUGCACAGACGCGCUGCAACUGCUGUGCAUUCUGCUGGGUUUAGUUAUAGCGACACCCUUCGCCAUAUUACAUCCUGCGGUAUCAUUCGAAAACAAUCUGACUCUGCGAGACUGGUUGGGGCACAUAAAGAGCGAGGAUUUAGGCGAAUGGGUGGACGGAAUGUUGCUGUUAAUAUUCGGCGGUAUACCUUGGCAGGGUUAUUUUCAACGAAUCCUAAGUAUUAAGAGCACUUCCGUUGCCACGACUCUAUCAAUAGCCUCGAUGUGCGGUUGCCUGAUACUCGCGGUGCCAUCAGCCAUAAUCGGGGUAGUUGCUCGUGCCACCGACUGGUCCGCAGUUCCAGGAUACAACAGGACGUUCUCCACGGACGAUGGAAACGCCGCGAUGCCGAUGGUUCUACGAUAUCUCACGCCUCAAUGGAUAUCCUUCGUUGGUCUCGGCGCGAUCUCGGCGGCAGUGAUGUCUUCAGCAGAUUCCAGUAUACUCGCCAGUAGUUCCAUGUUCACCAGAAAUGUCUAUAAACUCACUAUACGACCGAAAGCUUCCGAGCGUGAGCUGAACUGGGUCCUGAGAAUUUCCGUAAUCGCGGUCUCUGUGCUGUCCACUCUCGUCGCUCUCAUGGUCAGCAGUGUUUAUUAUCUCUCGUAUUUGUGCUCCGAUCUCGUUUACGUCGUCUUGUUCCCGCAAUUAUUAGCCGUUAUUCAUUGGCCUUCUCUAGUGGAUACUUACGGCUGUCUGGCAGGAUAUUUUAUCGCUAUUGUUUUGCGUCUCGCUGGCGGUGAAAAAGGACUCAGCAUAUAUCCGCUGAUCGAAUAUCCAUUCUACGAUACAAGGACGCGUACCCAGAAAUUUCCCUUUCGCACCGCUGUCAUGAUAAUUGCUCUCUUCACUCAACUCUUCACCAGCUUUCUCACAAGAAACCUACUCGGCAAGGGUUAUUUUCCGGAAUGUUGCGACGUGUUGAACAUUUAUUCGCCCGGGAAAUCCAAGGAAACAUCGGGCGUCGUGCAAAGCAGCUCUGGCGCCGCCCUCAUGGAUUCAUCUUCGAAAUCAACGUCGGGUAUGGACUCGUGCGAUAGCACGGGCGUUUACGACGAUGACAGAACUACGUGUCAUCACGUGGAGGGCGCGAUGACCGAUUGUGUCGAUGGCAACACGGCGAUCGGUCGCGGUGAUCACGUCGAGUCGUCGAGGACGAAGAGUGUUGGCAUCUCGGUCGUGCAGAGAGCGAACCACAAUCUACAGAAUCUGCAGAAUUUACGAAAUUGCAUGACACCGGCACGCAUACCCGGUACGGCGAGUCAAUACGCGACCGUUCAGAGUGAUGUGUACCGAGGUCAGAUCCUCGGGGUGAGAAACUUACGGCCAGGUCCCGUCGGCCAGGUUCUCUCGCCCACUCGGUCGAUCGGCAUUCCAGCGACACCGAGCAUCGCUCCGUGCGCUCCAUCCUAUGCCAAGGUAGGCUGCGAGCUCGGGCCGAGCAGCGAGAAGCCGCGAGACAACAAUGACAGAGUCAACAUCGUUGAUAAAAACAACGUGGAGUAUAAUCUUAACGCUCAGGAAAAUGUGCCUGCGAGUGUGGGUCCGAAAAAAAGUGUUAAGGGCGUAAAAUUAGUCGGUAUGGAAGGCGGCACAUUAAGAAGACCGUCGCUGCAGGGCACAUUCUCGCCGACACCGUCCGUGGAAUUAGUCAACAUUCUGGAUAGGAGACAAAGCAGCGGUUCAUAUGGUCCAGGUUCUCUGUCCCCCGUACCAUCGAUGGGGGUAGAAGCGUGCAAAACCCACGGAACCGCGACCGAGGGGCAGGGCGGGAACGAGCAUUGCAAGAUAAAAAGAGGCAUCGUGCGGCAUCACAGUUUCAAUGACACAGGCGACCGAACGCUGACAACGCUUGCCAGACAGCCCAAUUAUCCGUCGAUGCCAUUGAGACCGGAAGAUUGUCGUAUGUCGUUGGCGAAAAAGGACAAGAGACUCUCUACGAUCGGCAGACAUUCAUCGGUAACGAAUGAUACCGAACUCAGCAACACGAAUAGUAUGAUCGUCUGCAGUCCUACUUACAGCAUGUACAAUUCAGCCGCUAAGAAUUCCAACUAUUUUGUCACCGAUGACGAAGCUGUCAGCAGGUUCUAAGGCGGAAACGUAACGUAGGAUUUUUCAUCCCAAGAGCGAAAUUUUCAAACUAAAUCUAAAAUACAAAAAUUGAAACUAACACGCUUGGUUGAUGCAAAAAUGUUGUCUUUCUGUCAAACUUUUUCUAUGGUUUAGUCAAAUAUAAUAAUGUUAGGAAUAAGAAUUUUUUUUUCAUUCAC
Cataglyphis hispanica is the source of this 3111-nucleotide messenger RNA. RefSeq names its product high-affinity choline transporter 1-like. The transcript is spliced from 13 exons. NCBI's taxonomy places the organism in Eukaryota, Metazoa, Arthropoda, Insecta, Hymenoptera, Formicidae. Gene Ontology annotation, cellular component: plasma membrane. The record is from RefSeq and is a predicted model, not a curated record. Bases 260 to 2932 code for a protein of 890 amino acids. Gene Ontology annotation, biological process: choline transport; transmembrane transport; acetylcholine biosynthetic process. Gene Ontology annotation, molecular function: choline:sodium symporter activity.